AUGGCACUUACCAUCUUUAUUCUCCGACUGGCCGUCUACAUCCUGGCAUUUCCUGUGUUCCUGAUGAACUUUCUGGGCUUGUGGAGCUGGAUAUGCAAAAGGUUGUUUGCCUACUUAAUGGUGACGUUUGCUAUGAUAUACAACAGACAGAUGGCAAGCAAGAAGAGGGAGCUCUUUGGCAACCUGCAAGAGUUUGUAGGCCCCUCUGGGAAGCUGUCCCUGCUGGAGGUGGGCUGUGGCACUGGGGCCAACUUCAAGUUCUACCCAUCUGGGUGCAGAGUGACUUGUGUUGACCCCAACCCCCACUUUGAGAAAUAUUUGAUCAAGAGCGUUGUUGAGAACCGACAUCUACAAUUUGAGCGUUUUGUGGUGGCUUCGGGGGAGAACAUGCACCAGGUGGCCGAUGGCUCUAUGGAUGUGGUGGUCUCCACAGUGGUCUUGUGCUCAGUGCAGAACCAGGACCAGGUUCUCCGAGAAGUGUGCAGAGUGCUCAAGCCGGGAGGGGCUUUUUAUUUCCUGGAGCAUGUGGCAGCUGAGCGAUCCACCUGGAAUUCCUUCUGGCAACAGGUCCUAGAUCCUCUCUGGUACCUUCUGUUUGAUGGGUGCAACCUGACCAGAGAAAGCUGGAAGACGCUGGAGCGGGCCAGCUUCUCUAAGCUGAAGCUCCAGCACAUUCAGGCCCCGCUGUCCUGGAAGUUAGUGCGCCCUCAUAUCUAUGGAUAUGCGGUGAAAUAGUGUCAGUAAGCAGGAGAGUGCCGAGUGGCUCAAGUAACAGGGGAUUCAGUUGUCCAUGGGCCAGACUAACUGGGAGAAGGGAAACCCUGAUUUUUAGAUAAAUUUGAAUUUCAUUCUGAAAAGCUUCUCUUAUGUUGUAUUAGUCAUUUUCUCUUAUCUCCUAAAGAAUUAAAAACUAAACAAAAUGACAGCUUUGGACUCCCCCUACAAAGGAACAGUGGGCUUUCAUAAUUGAAGCCCACCAUUAU
Messenger RNA from Otolemur garnettii (small-eared galago), 983 nucleotides. RefSeq names its product methyltransferase-like protein 7A. The record is from RefSeq and is a predicted model, not a curated record. The transcript has 2 exons. NCBI's taxonomy places the organism in Eukaryota, Metazoa, Chordata, Mammalia, Primates, Galagidae. Gene Ontology annotation, molecular function: S-adenosylmethionine-dependent methyltransferase activity. Bases 1 to 735 code for a protein of 244 amino acids.